ACCCUUUGGUGGCGGGAAAAGUUCGGAAGCUUUCGCGGCUAGGCGGGGUUAUCGACGUGCCCUGAGUGUGGUACUGGAGGCAGUUCCACCGCGGCAAGCAUGGCCGGGACUGUGGUGUUGGACGAUGUGGAGCUGCGGGAGGCGCAGAGAGAUUACCUGGACUUCUUGGAUGACGAGGAAGACCAGGGAAUUUAUCAGAGCAAAGUUCGGGAGCUGAUCAGUGACAACCAGUACCGAUUGAUUGUCAACGUGAAUGAUCUGCGUAGGAAAAAUGAGAAGAGGGCUAAUCGUCUCCUGAACAGUGCCUUUGAGGAGCUGGUUGCCUUCCAGCGGGCCUUAAAGGAUUUUGUGGCCUCCAUUGAUGCUACCUAUGCCAAGCAGUAUGAGGAGUUCUACAUAGGACUGGAGGGCAGCUUUGGCUCCAAGCACGUCUCUCCCCGGACCCUCACCUCCUGCUUCCUCAGCUGUGUAGUCUGUGUGGAGGGCAUUGUCACUAAAUGUUCUCUGGUUCGUCCCAAAGUCGUCCGCAGUGUCCACUACUGUCCUGCUACCAAGAAGACCCUAGAACGACGUUAUUCUGAUCUCACCACCCUGGUAGCCUUUCCGUCCAGCUCCGUCUAUCCCACCAAGGAUGAGGAAAACAAUCCCCUUGAAACAGAAUAUGGCCUCUCUGUCUACAAGGACCACCAGAUAGUCACCAUUCAGGAAAUGCCGGAGAAGGCCCCAGCUGGCCAGCUUCCCCGCUCUGUGGACGUCAUUCUGGAUGAUGACUUGGUAGAUAAAGUGAAGCCGGGUGACCGAGUCCAGGUAGUGGGGACCUACCGUUGCCUUCCUGGAAAGAAGGGAGGCUACACCUCAGGGACCUUCAGGACUAUCCUCAUUGCCUGUAACGUGAAGCAAAUGAGCAAGGACGCGCAGCCUGCCUUCUCUGCUGAAGACGUAGCCAAGAUCAAGAAGUUCAGUAAAACCCGUUCCAAGGAUAUCUUUGACCAGCUGGCCAGGUCGUUGGCGCCUAGUAUCCAUGGGCAUAACUAUGUCAAGAAGGCGAUCCUUUGCUUGCUCUUGGGAGGGGUGGAACGUGACCUAGAGAACGGCAGCCACAUCCGCGGGGACAUCAAUAUUCUUCUAAUAGGAGACCCAUCAGUUGCCAAGUCUCAGCUUCUGCGGUAUGUGCUGUGCACUGCACCCCGGGCCAUCCCCACCACUGGCCGGGGCUCCUCAGGCGUGGGUCUGACGGCUGCUGUCACCACAGACCAGGAAACAGGGGAGCGCCGUCUGGAAGCGGGGGCCAUGGUCCUGGCUGACCGAGGCGUGGUUUGCAUUGAUGAAUUUGAUAAGAUGUCUGACAUGGACCGCACCGCCAUCCACGAAGUGAUGGAGCAGGGUCGGGUCACCAUCGCCAAGGCUGGCAUCCAUGCUCGGCUGAACGCCCGCUGCAGUGUUCUAGCAGCCGCCAAUCCUGUCUACGGCAGGUAUGAUCAGUACAAGACUCCUAUGGAGAACAUCGGGCUGCAGGACUCACUGCUCUCUCGAUUUGACUUACUCUUCAUCAUGCUGGACCAGAUGGAUCCUGAGCAGGAUCGGGAGAUCUCGGACCAUGUCCUUAGGAUGCACCGUUACAGGGCGCCGGGGGAGCAGGAUGGCGAUGCUAUGCCUCUGGGUAGUGCUGUGGAUGUCCUGGCCACAGAGGAUCCCAACUUUAACCAGGAAGACCAGCAGGACACCCAGAUUUAUGAGAAGCACGACAACCUCCUGCACGGACCGAAGAAAAGAAAGGAGAAGAUGGUGAGCGCCGCUUUCAUGAGGAAGUACAUCCACGUGGCCAAAAUCAUCAAGCCAGUCCUCACCCAGGAGUCGGCCGCCUACAUCGCGGAAGAGUACUCGCGCCUGCGCAGCCAGGACAGCAUGAGCUCCGACACUGCCAGGACAUCUCCAGUUACAGCACGGACACUGGAAACUCUGAUUCGGUUGGCCACAGCCCAUGCCAAGGCCCGUAUGAGCAAGACCGUGGACCUGCAGGAUGCAGAGGAAGCUGUGGAGUUGGUCCAGUACGCAUAUUUCAAGAAGUUCUGUGAACUGUAG
Manis javanica (Malayan pangolin) is the source of this 2082-nucleotide messenger RNA. Lineage: Eukaryota; Metazoa; Chordata; Mammalia; Pholidota; Manidae. The record is from RefSeq and is a predicted model, not a curated record.